Messenger RNA from Scutellospora calospora, 2622 nucleotides. Lineage: Eukaryota; Fungi; Glomeromycota; Glomeromycetes; Diversisporales; Gigasporaceae. The record is from the annotation of a GenBank genome assembly.
AUGUACCAAAAUUCGUGGUGGAGUUUUUCUUUUAUUAAACCAAGCGUAUCCAAAGAUUCUAAAGAUAACAUCCAUCCUGUCGUCGAAGUAUCUGAAGAUAACAUCCACCUUGUCGCCGAAGUAUCUGAAGAUAAUAUUCUUUCUGUCGCCGAAGUAUCUGAAGUUAACCAAUAUCAGAUAAUGUCGAGUGACGACAGUUCUCCAAAUACAGGCAAAAAUUCUUUGAUAAAAGAUGCAAAUAUCGAAAAGAAGCGGAGACGUAAGAUUAGAAAACUAAUAUAUUCUAGCUCUCAAGAAGAGAUAAUAUUAAACUCUGAUUCGGACAUGGUUUACACUGAAAAACGUACUGUAUACAUGAUACGAAAAAAUUCUGACGAAAAAUCAACACCUUCAAAUCGGAAUUCUUGGUGGUUAUUCGGAUAUGGAGGCGAGAAAACUGCUGAAAGUGUUGACCAAGUUACAUCAUCCGAUACCAUAAAUAUUAAAUAUGAGGAACGUAUGUCAGAAACCCUUAAAAUAAAUAUCGUUGACAAUCCCUCAAAUCUGACUGAACAGAUUACUAAAUAUGAUACCAGCGGUUUAAAAAAUUCAACAACGAAUGAUGUGUCAUCUGCUUCGGAGAGAAGGAAUUCUCCCUCUUUAGAGAGAAUAAAAAAACCUUCAUCUGAAACAAAACGACGGUCUUUACUCGGUACUUGGUUAUAUUCUACAUCUGACCUGUCGGAAAAUACAGGUGAAAAUGAAGAUAUUAAAGCAUCUGACGUUACUCCGUCGACUCAAACAAUCCCUAAAUCAGCAUCAUCCCCUGAUUUAUCGACUUCACCCGUUUCUAAUUUAACGACAUCAUCAGUAUCUAAUUCGAAACAAUCAACCAUUCCUAACUUACCUUCAAAAGUCGAUCAUUCAACAUCCAUCCCUAUAAAUAAUACUCCUCCUCCUUCAUCACAAGGUUCCACUAAAAGCUACACAUCUAGUCCAUCACCAUCAUUAUAUUCUUCAAGUAAAAAUCCCGUCUCAAAUCAACGUUUAAAUAUCAAGAACCCUCCAAAUCCAUUAGUUCAAACUUUACCUGAAAAUAGGUCUUCUUGGUUGCAUUUUUUUGCGAGUGGGCCUCCUGCUCGUUCAGGAAUCUCUAAAAUAAAGCAGAAACCUGACGUUAAAUUAAUCUCUGAUGUUGAGUCUGGUUCACCAGGCGAAACUCCGGAAAUGACUGUUAUUAAUAAUACAACUUUAAAUGAGCUAGAUAAGAAAGUUCCUACUUCUAAUUCUUCGCCUAAACUUAAACCUUCAACUGUUAAACCCGUACCUGUCAGCAUUGUUCUACCAAAAUUUGAUGAGUCUGCUAUAAACACACCAUUGAGACAUCCUGAUUCUCCUGUCCAAAAGGCGCUUCAUACAAUAAAUUCUUAUUUCUUUCCACCUGACAAACCGCGUGAUGGUACCUUAAAUAAGUGGUUAGAUGAGAUUACAAGAUCAACUAUUGAUGUCAAACGAAUUGCUAUAAUUGGUGUUCAUGGAUGGUUUCCUGCAAGAUAUAUAAGAGCUAUUGUAGGUGAACCUACUGGUACUUCUCCAAAGUUUUGUGAUAUGAUGUCUAAAGCCGUGUUAGAUUAUUUAUCACAAUACAAUAUUUCUUUACCAAAUGAUGCGAUUACUUGCAUACCACUUGAAGGUGAAGGCACUAUUGAAACGCGAGAAGCAUUAUUACAUAAAAAUUUAUUAUAUAACAAGACUUGGUGUGAAGCAUUGGCCUUGGCUGAUGUUAUAUUUAUUGCAACUCAUUCUCAAGGUACCCCUGUUAGCACAAUUCUUCUUUCUAGACUUAUCAAGGAACAUCUUGUGAACCCUAGAAAACAACGUAUAUGUAUGUUAGCUAUGGCUGGAAUUUCUCACGGUCCAUUUCCUUAUUUAAUGGAUCAUUAUAUAAUAAAAUAUUUUGUUGGCGCCGGAAGAAAUCCUGAUGUAGAUGCGUCGAGAGAACUUUUUGAAUUUAUGGACUCGGAAAGUACUGUUGCUAAAAAAUAUCGUGAAGCUCUUAAUGUUGUGACCCAAAAUGGGGUAAAAUUAGUUUACGUUGCUUCUAUGGACGAUCAAGUAGUUCCGUUAUAUUCCGGGAUAUUUGUCGGAAUAGAUCAUCCAUCGAUAAUACGUGCAAUUUAUGUUGAUGGUCCAUUAUAUCAAGAAAAUGAUUUCUUGAUAAAUCUAAUUAUAUUUGCUAUAAAAUUACGAAAUGCUGGUAUAUCGGAUCAUGGAUUGAUUACUCAAUUAAGUGAGGUUAUUGUUGGUUCGUUGUAUGGCGAGGGUCAUUCAACUUUGUAUAAUGAAAUUGAUGUUUACACAUUUGCGGUACGGUAUCUUUUUGAAGCACCAUCAGUGAAGACAAGCCAAGUAAACCUUAAAAAAUUCCAAGCACAACAAAAGAAUAAUCCAUAUUAUUUGCCUUGGUCAGUUCGCGGUAUUUUAGAAGACCAAAGUGUUACAAAAAAUCCCUAUUUUGCAAACGAAGUUAACAAAUUAAAGAAAUUAUAUGAAGAUUGGGACCCUUCUUCAAAGGCAUUAAAGGAAUUAAAGUUCCGUUUAGAACCAUUUCGUGACAUUCUUCUAGGAAAAUGGAAGUUUUAG